This is a messenger RNA of Chelonus insularis, 1307 nucleotides long. Its product is annotated as RING finger protein 121. Bases 208 to 1188 code for a protein of 326 amino acids. Lineage: Eukaryota; Metazoa; Arthropoda; Insecta; Hymenoptera; Braconidae. Gene Ontology annotation, molecular function: metal ion binding; ubiquitin protein ligase activity. The transcript is spliced from 8 exons. The record is from RefSeq and is a predicted model, not a curated record. Gene Ontology annotation, cellular component: endoplasmic reticulum membrane; Golgi membrane.
UCAAAACUUCGUAAUCUGUGUUUAUAAAUUAAUGGUGUGGGUAGAAAAAAAUCACCCUACCUGGUUUUAACACGUUGCACACACAUCAUGGGUGCUUUUAAAAGUGAUACAAUAAAUAGAGGGAGUAUUAUUAAAAAAUAAACAAUUUAAUUAUUGAAAUAUAAAAUAUUAUAUAUAAAUAUAUAUAUAUAAUAAUAAAAACACAAAAUGGAUUUACAUAUAAUGCCAAAUAAAAGUGAAGAGGAGAUGACGCCGGAGGAACGAAGUAGAGCUGAACAUAUCAUGGCACAUAAAUUACAUCAAGGCCAUGAAAAGAUGCAUGCAGAGAUGCUUUUUAUAUUAUUAGUGACUUUAAUUAUUUUCCAAAUAUCACUAGUAGCAUGGAAAAAAAGGCAUUUCAGAUCGUAUCAGCUCGUUACAUUAAUAGCAAUAUGGAUUAUACCGUUGGGAAUGAGUUUGCGGAAUUAUUGGUGGAGGUUUAUCUUUUCUUGGUUACUUUUUUCAUGUGUUACAGCAUUGGUUGUUAGAAAAGCUCUACAAAAGCCUAUCCAAGGCACCACUCCAAGAUUAGUCUAUAAAUGGUUUUACUUCAUUUACCGGUUAAGCUAUGUCCUAGGAAUAAUUGGAUAUGUCGUAGUUUUAGCGACAUUUUUUGGAUUAAAUCUAGUCUUUAAUGCUAAAGCAUCAGCAUGGAUGGACUGUGGAUUAUUAUUUUUAUUCUAUGGACUCUAUUUUGGAGUACUAGGCCGAGAUAUUGCUGAAAUUUGUGCUGAUAAAAUGGCUUCACAUAUUGGAUAUUAUGCACCUGGAAGCAUGCCCACAAGGACACUAGACCCAGGAGUCUGUGCAGUUUGUGGAAAUAAAAUUUUAGUUUCUGAACACGAGGAAGGAGUUAUUGAGAAUACUUAUAAACUAAGCUGUGAGCAUGUUUUCCAUGAAUUCUGCAUACGUGGUUGGUGUAUUGUUGGAAAGAAACAAACCUGUCCUUAUUGUAAGGAAAAGGUUGACUUGAAGAAGAUGUUUUGCAACCCAUGGGAACGACCUCAUGUACUCUAUGGUCAAUUAUUGGACUGGAUUGGAUGGCUCGUUGCUUGGCAGCCUUUAAUUUUAUUCUUAGUUCAAGGUAUCAAUUGGAUGUUUGGUCUUGACUUUUCAGAAUCACGGGAGUCAAACAUAAAGUCAACAUAACAAUCAAUUCAAUAAAAGAGCAAUACUGAAUAAUAAAUCCUUAUAUGUUUGGUAAAAUGUUAAUAAAUAUUUAUUAAUUUUAUUUAAGUUAAGUAAUUGUAAUAAAUAAUAAACAAUAA